Orycteropus afer afer is the source of this 666-nucleotide messenger RNA. RefSeq names its product solute carrier family 50 member 1 (gene SLC50A1). Gene Ontology annotation, cellular component: membrane. Gene Ontology annotation, molecular function: sugar transmembrane transporter activity. The coding region runs from base 1 to 666 and encodes 221 amino acids. The record is from RefSeq and is a predicted model, not a curated record. Lineage: Eukaryota; Metazoa; Chordata; Mammalia; Tubulidentata; Orycteropodidae. The transcript is spliced from 6 exons. Gene Ontology annotation, biological process: carbohydrate transport.
AUGGAGCCCGACGCCGUGGUGGACUCGCUCCUUUCCGGAGCCUGUGUGCUCUUCACCCUCGGCAUGUUCUCCACCGGCCUCUCGGACCUCAGGCACAUGCGGGUGACCCGGAGUGUGGACAGCGUGCAGUUCCUGCCUUUUCUCACCACGGAUGUCAACAACCUGAGCUGGCUGAGUUAUGGGGUCUUGAAGGGAGAUGGGACCCUCAUCCUUGUCAACGCUGUGGGUGCUGCGCUUCAGACCUUGUAUAUCUUGGUGUAUCUACACUACUGCCCUCGGAAGCGAGCCUUGCUCCUACAAACUGCAACCCUGCUGGGAGUCCUUCUCCUGGGUUGUGGCUACUUUUGGCUCAUGGUGCCUGACUCUGACACCCGGCUGCAGCAGCUGGGCCUCUUCUGCAGUGUCUUCACCAUCAGCAUGUACCUCUCACCACUGGCUGACUUGGCCAAGGUCAUUAAGACUCAGUCAACCCAGCGUCUCUCCUACUCACUCACCAUCACCACCCUCCUCACCUCUACCUCUUGGACCCUCUAUGGGCUUCGACUCAGAGAUCUCUACAUCAUGGUGCCCAAUCUUCCAGGAAUCCUCACAAGCUUCAUACGUCUCUGGCUUUUCUGGAAGUAUCCCCAGGAGCAAGACAAGAACUAUCGGCUUCUGCAAACCUGA